CUUAUCAACAAACGUAAAAAAGAAAUAGAAGAUGGAAUAGAAACUGGUGAAAAAGAUUUUUUAACAAUUGUUUUAAAAGAUCAACAAAAAGAGGGCAGCAAGAUGACAAAUGAUUUGAUUAGAAAUAAUCUAGUAACACUUUUAAUUGCUGGUCAUGAAACAACUUCUGUAGCAAUGCAAUGGUGCUUAUACAUUCUUGGCAUAAAUUCAGAUGUUCAAAACAAGCUACGAGAAGACAUAAAGAAAAAUGUCUUUGAUAUAAAAAGUAUUACGUGUGAAGAAGUUUUAAGUAUUAAGUAUUUAGAUUGUGUAGUUAAAGAAGUGUUGCGCUUGCAUCCGCCUGUAUCAUUUAUAGGUAGAAUCAACACUAGACAAACAAACUUUGGUGAAUAUAAUGUACCUGCUGGCUCUUAUCUACGAGUUCCUAUUAACAGUGCUCAUAUGAAUGAGUCUGUUUAUCCUGAUCCUUAUUCAUUUAAGCCAGAGAGGUUUCUGACAGGUGAAAUACAACCAUAUUCCUACCUCACAUUUGGGCAAGGUAUUUUUAAUUGUAUUGGAAAGAAUUUUGCUUUGCUUGAAAUUAAAACAUUCUUGGUCAAAGCGUUGUUGCAAUUCGAAUUUUCUGUUGACCUUGAGCAUAUGAAUUAUAUAAAGAAAAUUUUCAUUUCUACUAAAACUGUUGAACCGUUAUGGAUAAGAGUGAAACCUAUAUAAAUGCAAAAAAGACAUGUGAUGGUUAAGCUACUUUAAUCAAGUGAAAUAUAAUAAUACUAGUAUCAAAACAACAAUGACAGUGAAGUCCUUCACUGUUAUUGUUGUUUAAAUACUAGUAGUUAUUUUUUUUGUUGUUUUUAACUUUUUACUCCUUAUUUGUUUUUCGUACUUAGUUAUAUUUUCAUUUUUUUUUUUUUUUUUGGUAUUUUUUUUUUUUUUUUUGCAAUAUACAAAAUUAGAUUAAUGCUAAUUUAUGCAAUUCAAAAUUAGAUUAUUUGGUGGAUUAUUACAACAUUUAUUAUUGAA
Molecule: messenger RNA, 1020 nt
Organism: Hydra vulgaris (swiftwater hydra)
Lineage: Eukaryota; Metazoa; Cnidaria; Hydrozoa; Anthoathecata; Hydridae
Source: RefSeq, a predicted model, not a curated record